Messenger RNA from Dendronephthya gigantea, 1450 nucleotides. RefSeq names its product omega-amidase NIT2-like. The transcript is spliced from 10 exons. Gene Ontology annotation, molecular function: omega-amidase activity. Gene Ontology annotation, biological process: oxaloacetate metabolic process; L-glutamine metabolic process. Gene Ontology annotation, cellular component: mitochondrion. The record is from RefSeq and is a predicted model, not a curated record. Lineage: Eukaryota; Metazoa; Cnidaria; Anthozoa; Malacalcyonacea; Nephtheidae. The coding region runs from base 190 to 1029 and encodes 279 amino acids.
GUUGUAUAUUUGAUGAUAUAUCAAAUUUCGCUUUUGAGUUUUGACCAGUGGUUCUGACUUCUGACAACAGGACGCAUUAGUCCAUUGUAAGAGGACUGGGAACUAUUCAAUAUCCCUCUUCAGUCUUCAAUAAUAUUAUAUCUUUAAUAUAAAUUUCAAUAUAAAUUUUCAAUAUGAACUUCAGUAUAAAUGAUUAGGUCAAUUUUCAAGAUAGCUUUGAUUCAGUUAGGUGUUGGUCCAAAUAAAGUUGAGAACUUGUCACAUGCUCAAAAUCUCAUCAGAACAGCUGCCCAAAAAGGAGCAUCAAUAAUAUCUUUGCCUGAAUGUUUCAACAGUCCAUAUGGUACACAAUAUUUUGCCAAAUAUGCAGAGAAAAUCCCGGGCGAGUCGACUGACAUAUUAUCAUCAUUAGCUAAAGAGCUUAAUGUAUUUAUUGUUGGUGGAUCCAUUCCCGAGAAAGAUGGAGAAAAAUAUUUUAACACAUCUACUGUAUUUUCACCUGCUGGAGAAAUGGUGGCAAAACAUAGAAAGGUGCACUUAUUUGAUAUUGACAUUCCUGGGAAAAUAACAUUUUGUGAAUCAGAAGUUUUACAUGCUGGGAAUAAUCUCACGACUUUUGACACUCCAUACUGCAAGGUUGGCCUGGGAAUUUGCUAUGACAUUCGAUUCUCUGAAAUGGCACAGCUUUAUGCAAAACAAGGAUGUAAAUUACUUCUGUAUCCAGGAGCUUUCAACAUGACAACUGGUCCCGCGCAUUGGGAACUGCUCGUGCGAAGCAGGGCUUUGAAUAAUCAGGUUUACUGCGCAGGAAUAUCCCCAGCUCGAGACACCAAUGCAAGUUAUGUCGCAUGGGGACACACAACUGUGGCAAACCCUUGGGGUAAGGUUAUUGCAGAGUGUGAACAUCAGGAAGCUGUGGUGUACUCUGACAUUGACCUGAAUUAUUUGGAAGAAGUACGCUUGCAAGUACCAAUCACUCUUCAAAGACGUCACGAUCUCUACUCAGUGGAAAAUACUCAAACUUCGUAAAUGAUACAAAAUAGACAUUCCAACUGCCAAUGCAGAUGAAGGGUCUAAAAUAAUUAAUCUCUUUUGUUUUUCUCGAAUAUGAAUGCAAGCAAGAUGAAUAUAGUAGAUGCACUUUGCAAAUUUUUAAGAAAAAUAGCUAAUAAGUAUAAAUAUAUAAAAAUCAGGCGCGUAGGAAGCAAAGGGCACCUUCAAAAAAGUUAUGUUUGAAAAUGUAGAAUUGGCGGUAUCUCCGUAUAGGUAAUCAUAAAUCCACAAUGAAACAUUUGGACACUCUUAGUGCAGCGGCAUUUUUACUGUAUUCAUUCAGAUGCCCCCAGUGGCACCCUCGAUUUCGGAUUUCUACGCUCCUGAUAAAUAAGUACAUAAUAAAUAUAAAUAUAAUUCACCGUUUUAGAAACGAAAUAUAUGUGUUUUUCGCCUA